Molecule: messenger RNA, 2823 nt
Organism: Gracilinanus agilis (Agile Gracile Mouse Opossum)
Lineage: Eukaryota; Metazoa; Chordata; Mammalia; Didelphimorphia; Didelphidae
Gene: RETREG3
Product: reticulophagy regulator family member 3
Exons: 9
Coding region: 1-1416 (471 amino acids)
Biological process (GO): reticulophagy
Source: RefSeq, a predicted model, not a curated record
AUGGCGGAGACCGAAGAGUUGGCAGCGGCAGCCGGCCCAGGUGCAGAGCCGCGGCCGGUCCCGGCUUUUAGGAGCCGCGGUGCGAUGUCGGCCCGCGGCGAACGGGAUAGGCAGGUGGAGGUGGUGCAGCAAGCUCUGCUGGAUGUUCUGGGGCCCUAUGAGCCCCUGCUGAGCCGGGUGCAGGCGGCCCUGGUGUGGGAGCGCCCGGCCAGAAGUGCCCUGUGGUGCCUGGCUCUGAAUGCGGCUUUCUGGUUCUUUGCACUGACAUCCCUUCGUCUGGUGUUUUUACUUGCAUUCAGUUUGAUGAUAAUUGUAUGUAUAGAUCAGUGGAAGAACAAAAUCUGGCCUGAAAUGAAAGUGGCAAGACCCGACGCAUUAGACAAUGAGAGCUGGGGCUUUGUACACCCUCGGCUCCUUAGCAUGCCUGAGCUCUGCCACCAUGUAGCUGAAGGCUGGGUUAGUGGGACCACUUUCAUAAGGAAUCUCUUGCUUUUCAAAAAGCAAAACCCAGGCAAGUUCUGCCUGUUGAGCUGUGGUAUACUGACCUUUCUGGCUGUCCUGGGCCAAUACAUCCCUGGCCUCCUGCUCUCCUACUUACUCCUUCUUUCUGUCUUGCUGUGGCCACUUGCUGUGUAUCACAAACUGGGCCAUCGAUUGUACAUGAGACUUGAGCCUGCCCUGCAGCGGCUGGACUUCAGUGUCCAUGGUUAUAUGAUGUCCAGGCAAAGAGAAAGGCAGUUGCGGCGGGCCCGAGCUUUGCACCCUGAUCGUGCUGUGGAGGACAAUAGUGAUAGUGAAGAAGAGCUAGCUGCCUUCUGUCCUCAGUUGGAUGACUCCACUGUUGCUAGGGAAUUGGCCAUCACAGACUCAGAGCACUCAGAUGCUGAGGUCUCCUGCACAGAUAAUGGCACAUUCAAUCUUUCAAGGGGUCAGACACCACUAACUGAAGGAUCAGAAGAUCUGGAUGGUCAUAGUGACCCUGAGGAAUCAUUUGCUCGAGACCUUCCUGACUUCCCUUCCAUUAAUGUGGAUGCUACAGGCCUGGAUGAUGAGGAUGACACCAGCAUUGGGCUUCCUAGCCUUGCCUAUCGUUCCCCUCCAGGAGCCCAGGAGCCAACUUUGGGGCCAACCACCAGCCAAGAUGAGGCUGGUCUCCCUGAGCUUUUGCUCAGCACUUUGCCCACAGGAUCCAAUCUCACCAGCAAUCUUGCCAGCCUGGUCUCCCAAGGCAUGAUCCAGUUGGCCCUGUCAAGGGCCCAACAGCAGGCACCCCCUGCUGCCCCUCAAAGAGCCGCACGAGGUUUCCUAAGGGCCCCCAGCUCUGAUCUGGACACUGAUGCUGAAGGGGAUGACUUUGAACUGCUAGACCAAUCAGAGCUUAAUCAACUAGAUCCUUCAAGCUCUCGGAGCCACUGAGGCACAUCCUCUUUUGGGGAAUAGUUUAUGAUUUUGGUCUUUUUUCUCAUGUCCCACUGGAGAUGAAGGAGGCAGGGAAAGAAGAAUCCAGGUCCCACCUCCUGAAUUUAAUUGUCUAUGUACAUUGUUGGCUAGCCAUUUGGGCCCCUGCUUAGAGAAGAUACUACGCUGCCUCUAGGUGGACACCCAUUUGUGAGCUCAGAGUCAUAGAUGAUGGAGGCUAAACUCCUUAAGUGAAGCUCCUUCCAUCAGGACAAUACUUUCUUUGCUGGGAUCAAGGGAGUUUGAUGAACUAGCCCCUAGGGCCUCAUUGUCCCCCAAGUUUCUCCUUUAUGGGAUGAUGUUUGCUACAAGGUGUGGGUGCUCAGGGACCUUAUGUUAAACAACUGCCCAUCUUACCUCCCCUUCCCAUCUUUUUCCUUAAAGCCAAAGUGUGGAAUGGCUCUUAAUGCAGUGGGGUGGUGCUAGAGGCCCCUUGGGCCAGCUACAUGAACUGGGAAGGUUUCAUUGCUGUGUCUCUUAAUCAUGAUUUGUUUUUUCCUAGUAAGCUUGACCUUGGUUCUGCAGAACAGGCUUGUCCUACUACCACUUAUGGCCUUGCCUCCAGUGUCCAAAAAGACUGUUUUCAAGAAAGUGGGUCAGGGAAGGAAACCGUGGAGGUGGAGGAGUGGGUAGCAGGAUCUCUACUAAAAUUAAGGGUUGUACUGUGGAGGGUUCUGAGUUUGCUCCCCAGGUCUUCUCAGUUUCAUGUCAGCCUUUGGAGCUUCCUAGUUGUCUCUUUCCCUGCUAUUCCCUCACUUAAGCACUAACCUAAAUGAGCAAAGCAAUAGCCAUUUCUGAACUUCUUUCCUAUUCUUCCUCUUCCCUUCCCCCAGCCAUGUGUGAACAACUCUGUGGGGCUUGGCAAAGUAGCACUUUAAAUGGCCCAGUGGCAUUCAUUCAGUUCUUGCACCAGCUCUCUGAAUCCCAGCCAGCCUCUACAUUAUUUUGACUUCUCUGUAUUAGGGACUUUAUUCAAGGAUGAGUGCAAGUGGUAUGAGUAUUUUUCAGCUUGGAGCCCCUCUGAGAGGGCCUUUGCCAUACCAUAGCUCCUUUUUAAUCAUACAAGAGACAGAUAUAUACCAUACAACUUCUCUUUCCUUAGAGGAAAAAUCCUCAGAGACCACCAGACUCCCUGGGACUGCAUCUAGAAUCUUUUGCUUCACACAAGAGAGUAAAUCAUACACCUUUCCUCUGCACUAACCCCUUGCUGCUCCUCAGGGACCAUUCCUCCUACGCUCCCAGACUGACAGAUUUUGGACAGAGCCCAUUUCCAUGUGCUGCAAUUUGGGGUGUUUUUGUUUUGUUUUGUUUUUUUGUUCGAAGAAAGGGGGCAGUGAAUGAAAUAUUUGACUAAGGGGAGAAAAA